AUGGCCAGGGAUACUCGCUCACCAUCACCUGUAGGCAGCACGUAUUCUUCGUCGAAACGAAGCCGCAGAAGCGAUGAAAAUUACGACAAAGUCAGACGCCAUGAAGUGAAGGGGUAUCGGAGGUCUCGCAGCCCUGAGCGACGCCAUCGUGAUAGAGGCCGAGACCGUGAUAGAGACCUGUACCGCCAUCGAGAUCGCUCCAUCAAUGCUCGGGAUUCUCGCGACAAUACGUCAUAUCGACCCAGAAGAAGCCGUUCGCGGCCCAGAUACCGUUCUCGCUCACGGGAUGACAGCCGUGACUACCGAUAUCGAAGCAGGAGCCGUGACAGGACCUACCGUGGAAGACGAGAUGACUCUCGUGAUCGGGGUGGCAGGCGAAGGGACGGCUCCGCUGACUCUAGGCGUGCUUCUCGGCGGGAUGGUAGUAGAGAUCGAGAUGCGAGAGAGUCUAGCGGAAAAUCUCGAGAGAUCUCAAAGCAGACCUCCGGUGCGAUCCCUGCCCAAUCUGAUGAACAGAAGAAGGCUGAAAGACUUGCAAAGCUGGAGGCAUGGAAACAGAAACAGGCCGCCGAGCGUGAACGAAAACAGACGGAGCUUGCCGCAGGUGGAGCAAGAGGAAUUCUUGAUGAAAUAGACAAAAAGGUCGCUUUGACGCGUGUUGUGAGCACACCUGUAAGCAAGUCGGUACCUCCAGCUACCGGUCUCGACCCAAGCGGAGCAGCCAAAGAAAUAGUACCAUCUGCUAGAAAACCUGAACAGCUCAAGAAGCCUGUGGUUUCUUCUGGUAGUACUAAAGUGUCUGAAGCCUCUACUCUUUUACCAGCAGAUACCGUAGCUAACAAACCUUCAGCCGGUACCAGCUCUUCGCCCUCUACCGUCCCCCUUAAAACUUCAGGCAAUCUCAGUGGUUUUGGCCUAGGGUCUAAAGCCCCCAGUGAUUCAAACAAACUAAGUGUGAAGAGGACCUUGAAUUUUGGUGACGAAGAGUCCAAGGGGAAGAAACUUUUAAAACUACCCGACUCAUCCCUAGAGGAAUUAACCAACGGCUCCCCGCAAGAUGGUGAUGACGAUGAUGAUGAUGAUGAUGAUACGCUUAUGCAAGAUGGGGGUACAGAAGAGGAGAAUGCUGCUGCUGCAAGAGCUGCUGCAGAAAAGCGUGAGCAGAGCCGCCUACAGCCCGAAGUGACUGCUGAAGAGAACCAAAACGAACCGCAAGCCAUGGAGUCUACAAAUGACGUAGUCAUGACUGACCAUGUGAAUGCCGAAAAUGAGGCAGAAGAAGAAAUUGAUCCGCUCGAUGCCUUCAUGUCCGACUUAAAACAGAACACCUCGACACCGAAACAGAAGGGCAUUAAAUCUUCUAACCUAAAGCACCAGCAGCCUGAGGCCAUAUUUGGAGACGAAAAUGACAUCAAUAUGGACCCUAUCGAGCCGGAAGCGGAGGACUUCCUUGCGUUGGCUAGCAAAUCGAAACGUAAAAAGGAGAUUCCGUCCAUCAACCAUUCAAAAAUGAAUUACGAGCCAUUUCGAAAAGCUUUUUACACAGAACCCGUUGACCUUGCUGGUCUCAGUGAGGCAGAGGUUGCGAAUAUUCGUUUAGAGCUUGAUGGGAUAAAGGUCCGAGGUGUUGAUGUCCCAACUCCAGUUCAGAAAUGGUCACAGUGUGGUCUCGGAGUCCAAACCCUGGAUGUCAUCCGCAAGCUAGGCUAUGAAGGACCUACUUCGAUUCAAUCACAAGCCGUACCAGCAAUUAUGUCUGGCAGGGAUGUAAUAGGAGUUGCGAAAACCGGCUCCGGAAAGACUAUCGCUUUUCUUUUACCCAUGUUCCGACAUAUCAGAGAUCAACGACCAUUGGAGAAUAUGGAGGGCCCUAUCAGCCUUAUCAUGACUCCGACCCGAGAACUCGCCACCCAAAUCCACAGAGAAUGCAGGCCUUUUUUGAAAGCAUUGAACCUUCGAGCCGUUUGUGCAUACGGAGGUGCGCCGAUUAAAGACCAAAUUGCCGAAUUAAAGCGUGGUGCGGAGAUAAUAGUUUGCACUCCCGGCAGAAUGAUUGACUUACUUACUGCAAACUCUGGAAGAGUCACUAACUUGCGGAGAGUUACGUAUGUGGUUCUUGAUGAAGCUGAUCGCAUGUUUGAUAUGGGGUUCGAGCCACAAGUGAUGAAAAUCCUUGGGAACAUCCGACCCAAUCGUCAGACUGUCCUAUUCUCCGCAACCUUCCCUCGAAAUAUGGAAGCGCUCGCCCGGAAGACCCUGUCUAAACCUGUUGAAAUUAUAGUUGGAGGGAGAAGCGUUGUCGCACCAGAGAUUACCCAGAUCGUUGAGGUUCGUAAUGAUGACGCCAAAUUCGUUCGCCUCCUCGAACUACUGGGAAACCUCUAUUCAGAUGAUGAGAAUGAAGAUGCCCGUACGCUUGUUUUUGUCGAUCGACAAGAAGCGGCAGACCGCUUGCUCCGUGAUCUGAUGCGCAAAGGUUAUCCAUGCAUGUCGAUACACGGCGGAAAGGAUCAGAUUGAUCGAGAUUCGACAAUAGAUGACUUUAAGGCAGGUAUAUUCCCGAUACUCAUAGCUACAUCGGUAGCGGCACGAGGUCUUGAUGUGAAGCAACUUAAGCUGGUCGUCAAUUAUGAUGCACCCAACCAUCUUGAAGACUAUGUUCAUCGAGCAGGCCGCACCGGACGAGCGGGAAACACUGGAACAGCAGUCACAUUCCUAACAGAAGAUCAAGAGCGAUACUCUGUGGACAUUUCAAAGGCUCUUAAACAAAGUGGGCAACCAGUCCCUGAACCCAUACAGAAAAUGGUAACAGCCUUUCUAGAUAAAGUCAAAGAAGGGAAGGAGAAAGCAAGCGGAUCUGGAUUUGGAGGUAAGGGAUUAGAGAGACUUGACCAGGAGCGUGAUGCUACGCGAAACCGAGAACGAAAAACUUAUAAAACUGGAGAAGAGGGUGAAGAUGAAGACAAGGAAGAAGAGAAGAAAGAAAAAGAGACUGACCUGUUUAGCAGAGUUGCAUCUGCGGUCCAAUCUUCCACUGCAACUCCCACAUUUGGUACACCCGGAGGCGUGGAUCUGGACGGGAAGAUCACGGUUCAUAGGACACAGAAAGAGCCAAAUUCAGCUACGGGCAAAAAUACACUUGAUAAAGUGGGUUCUGCUGUUGCAGACAUCCAUGCCCGUUUGAACAAAGCUGGUGUGAUGAGAUCUGGCGUUCCGAUUGAUAAUAAGGGUCCUGAUGCGGGAGCUUUCCAUGCUACUCUUGAGAUCAAUGACUUCCCUCAAAAAGCUCGGUGGGCCGUUACCAACCGGACCAACGUUGCUAAGAUUCUAGAAGCAACCGGGACAUCAAUCACGACGAAGGGCAGUUUCUACCCAGCCGGAAAGGAGCCUCAGCCAGGUGAGAAUCCAAAGCUGUAUAUCCUUGUUGAAGGUGAUACGGAGCUGGUGGUUACCAACGCUAUGCGAGAACUUAUGCGACUAUUGAAAGAAGGGACUAUUGCGGCAGCGGAUAGCGAUGCCAGGGCCCCAUCUGGUCGCUACAAUGUUGUAUAA
Molecule: messenger RNA, 3552 nt
Organism: Microsporum canis CBS 113480
Lineage: Eukaryota; Fungi; Ascomycota; Eurotiomycetes; Onygenales; Arthrodermataceae
Product: pre-mRNA-processing ATP-dependent RNA helicase prp5
Exons: 5
Coding region: 1-3552 (1183 amino acids)
Biological process (GO): mRNA splicing, via spliceosome
Cellular component (GO): nucleus
Molecular function (GO): ATP binding; nucleic acid binding; RNA helicase activity
Source: RefSeq, a predicted model, not a curated record